AAGAGAAACUGACUUUUAACAAACAGCCAUGACGGGAAGAGAAGAGGCAAUAGACGAAAAACCUAAGGUCAAACUUUAUCCUUCUUUCGGAAUCGACAAAUCACGUCUAAAUGGAUCUGGAUUUAGGUCCAAAGGGUUCGCCAUCACAGACCUGCUCGGUCUGGAGUCAGAAGUUCAGCAUCAUCAGUCUGGUCCUGGGGCAGGUGCCAAUGGAGAAGGGCAGAGCGCGGGAGUCGGAGCAUUUUCUUUCCCGGGAGGCUCUUUGCCGCUCGGGUUAGGCUUUCUGUGCAGUUUAGCGGCACAGCAACCUCCCGGGGUCCCGUGUUUUCUCCCGAGCCACAUCCCGCUUCUACAAUCACGGACAGAGAGCCACUUCAUGCAGAAUUUGGAGCAGCAACGGGACGCCUAUUCUGAUGAUGACUGUCUUUCCGAUGAUCGCAAUGAAGGGAAAAACUCAGGGAACUCACAAAAAAGGAAGAAACGAAGGCACAGGACAGUUUUCACCUCACAUCAGCUUGAGGAGCUGGAGAAAUCCUUCCACGAGGCGCACUAUCCAGAUGUUUACGCAAGAGAAAUGCUGGCUAUGAAGACAGAGCUACCAGAGGACAGGAUACAGGUAUGGUUCCAAAAUCGCCGUGCCAAGUGGAGGAAAAGGGAGAAAUGCUGGGGCCGCAGCAGUGUCAUGGCAGAAUACGGGCUGUAUGGCGCCAUGGUGCGUCACUCUAUUCCACUUCCAGAAUCCAUAAUCAACUCCGCCAAGAAUGGAAUGAUGGGCUCGUGCGCUCCCUGGCUUCUAGGUGAGCCAGCAGGAAUGCACAAAAAGUCUCUCGAAAUCUCAAAAAAGGCCCCGGGCACACCUGAAUCGACGCAUUCCGAUUCGUAUUCUGCGGAACACAAAGGCAAAGACAGCGACACCGCAUGGUCAAGUAGAGCCAAUGCAGCAGACGACUCGGAGGACAUGGCGAUAGACUUGUCCAGUGCUUCCAAACAAGAGAGCAAAAGCACUUUGAAAAGAUCACCACCUUGUACAGAAUCCAGCAGUGAUUCUGAAAACGAAAGCUAGACAUUAAUUAUCAACAAUGUGAAUAUGGACAAUUUUGACGAGCACACACAUAGACAAAAAGGACUAUAAUUAUUUUUAUUUUUUUUAAUAUCUCUUGAUCAUGUCAACCUUUUGACAAUGGUUUUGUCUUUCACCAUUCCUGUGUUGUUACUUGUUAUAAUAUGUUUUUGUUGUUAUUUCAAAUAUUUGAAUACUACAGAGUAAUGUUUUAUUCUGAAUUACUUUAUUUUUGAUGUGUAAAAAUGAUUCAUGUAAAAAGAGUUAAUUAAUAGAACACUUCUUUAUGUUGUUUUGAUGGGCAUGAUCCAUAAAUCAGAUUUUUGUAAUAAAAAAAAAGUUAUCCCAUUUUUCUUAAAAUCAUUCUUUUUUCCUCUGUCAAAAAAUCUCUGUCUGGUGAAGGUGGCACUUGUUCACCAUCAUUGUGAAUGUCUGAAUAUUUCUUGUUAUGUGUCUUCGGAGCAGAAAGUCCAAUCUCAUGGAGAGGUGUGUGAGUUAGAGGAGGAAAAAGCACCCUAUUAGGGAUUUUAAAGCACUUUACCUACUGUGAUGAUGAAUGUUUCGCAUUGAUCAAUGCCAUCCACAAAGCAAUAUAAUACCAGCAAAAGCAAAUCCACAUCAUGACAAAAAUAA
Messenger RNA from Myxocyprinus asiaticus (Chinese sucker), 1693 nucleotides. RefSeq names its product visual system homeobox 1-like. Gene Ontology annotation, biological process: regulation of DNA-templated transcription. NCBI's taxonomy places the organism in Eukaryota, Metazoa, Chordata, Actinopteri, Cypriniformes, Catostomidae. The record is from RefSeq and is a predicted model, not a curated record. Gene Ontology annotation, molecular function: DNA-binding transcription factor activity, RNA polymerase II-specific; transcription cis-regulatory region binding. The coding region runs from base 29 to 1063 and encodes 344 amino acids. Gene Ontology annotation, cellular component: nucleus. The transcript is spliced from 5 exons.